This is a messenger RNA of Dufourea novaeangliae, 1515 nucleotides long. RefSeq names its product inosine-uridine preferring nucleoside hydrolase-like. Gene Ontology annotation, molecular function: gluconolactonase activity; hydrolase activity, hydrolyzing N-glycosyl compounds; calcium ion binding. Gene Ontology annotation, biological process: L-ascorbic acid biosynthetic process. The transcript has 8 exons. The record is from RefSeq and is a predicted model, not a curated record. The coding region runs from base 88 to 1515 and encodes 475 amino acids. NCBI's taxonomy places the organism in Eukaryota, Metazoa, Arthropoda, Insecta, Hymenoptera, Halictidae.
CGAAACUACGCACAACGCCAGCUUCCACAAGAAAUAAAAUUUCUUGUGCAUUUCUUUUACAACUGAAUGAUCAACUAGUGGUGAAAGAUGUCAGAAUUGACUGUUAAACCACUACUGGGGCCGUACAACCUUGGGGAAGGUCCACACUGGGACUGUGAUUCUAAGCAGCUCUAUUUUGUUGAUAUAUUUGCUCAAAAAUUAUUCAGAUACAAUCCUUCUACAUCAACACUCACAUCUGCUUUUAUAGAAAAUGGGCCAGUUGGAUUUAUCGUUCCUGUUGAUGGCGUUCCUAAUAAAUUCAUAGCUGGAAGCAGUACAGAUAUUGUUUUGGUAACAUGGGAUGGAAAAGACAUUUCAAAGUGUGAAACCAAAACAUUGCUUACUGUAGGCGAUCGUACAGAAACCAGGUGGAAUGAUGCAAAAGUAGAUUCUACUGGAAGGUUAUGGGGUGGAACAAUGAGUCUUUCGAGAACUGAAGAAUUCCCACCUGAUAAAGGGUCUUUCUAUAGCAUCGACAAUGAUCUUGUGUUAAAGACACAAGUAACUCCUGUAACUAUAAGCAACGGAGUGGCUUGGAGUCUUAACGAAGACACACUUUAUUACAUUGAUUCACCGAGCUUGCAGAUAGUGGCAUACAAUUACAACUCUCAAACAGGAGUUAUUUCUAAUAAAAGAACGAUCUUCGAUCUUCGGGAAAACAAUAUUCCUGGAUUUCCAGAUGGUAUGACAGUCGAUAUGUCUGGAAAUAUUUGGGUAGCUGUAUACGGUGGAGGUGCUAUACCUGUAUAUAAGGGAGCACAGAAAGCAUUAUUGAACGAGUAUAAGCCACACGAUUACUUUGGCCAAGAUGGCUUGGGAGACUUUAACUUCACAGAAAAAAUUAUUGCUAAAGUGGAUAAAAGUAAACAUGCAGCUGUGGCACUGGUAGACUUAGUAAAAGAAUAUCCAGAUCAAAUAACUCUGUUAAGCAUUGGACCGUUAACAAAUGCGGCUAUAGCAACGGCGUUGGAUCCUUCGUUUAUAAAACACUUGAAAAGACACAUUAUACUAGGCUCCAGUGUGUCUGCUAUUGGCAAUGUUCUACCGAAUGUUGAGUUCAAUUUUUAUGAAGAUCCAGAAAGUAAUUAUAUUGUAUUCAAUCGCAGUAAUACAAAUAUUACUUUAUUUCCAUGGGAAACUUUUAUUAAUAGUGGCAUAUCUGUGGAUUGGCGCACUAACGUAUUGGGAAAAUUGAAUUCUACUAUAAUGAAUUUUUUAAAUAAAGCAGAACGAAUUAGUUUAUCAGACACCACUACGUGGAGUGACUCGGAUCCAAUGGCUGCUGCAGUUAUGAUAUGGCCAGAACUUAUAGAAGCAUCUAUAAUAACAAAUGUAAGUCCCGUAGUCGAUGGAAUGGCUAGAGGCUCUGUGCUUGUAGAUUACACUAAUCUCACCGGCAAACCACAAAAUGUAAAAAUUGUACAAAAAUUUAAUGUGGCUUCUUAUCAAGAGAUGUUGCUGAAAGCGUUUUCUUAA